CCUCCGGCGCCUCUCCGCCCUCCGGGCCCUCCUUCCCAGCCAAAGUCUUAGAAUAAGUUUGGGGCCAGCGGGGCGGUCGGUCGGCGGUUCCUGGAGCGAAGGGGCUGCUCGUGGCGGCUCCGCUGAGGUUGUCCGCAGCACCCCUGACCAUGGCGUCGGCCGAGCUGGCCCAGAAGUUGCAGCGCCGGUUGCUGCGGGACGGGAGUUACUCGGAGUCGGAGCCCCCUCCCGAGAAGGACGAAAAUGAAGCGGGAGUCGCCCUGGGAGAUGCUGCGGCGAUGGGCUCCGAGGCCAGCAAUGGAGACUCGGACCAAGACCGGAGCGCGGUGAGCGCCGCUGCUGACCCGGAGCUAAGUGCGAAGUUGAGCCGCCGGCAAGACAUCAACGCGGGCACAGCUCGGCCCCGCUUCGCCCAGAUCUUCAAUCCCUACACCGAGUUUAAGGAGUUCACCCGCCGGCAGAUCAAAGACAUGGAGCGCCUGUUCCGACUGUAUGACUCGGGGAAGGAUGGUUACAUUGACCUUAUGGAGUUGAAGCUGAUGAUGGAGAAGCUUGGUGCUCCUCAGACUCAUUUGGGCUUGAAGACCAUGAUCAAAGAAGUAGAUGAAGAUUUUGAUGGCAAACUCAGUUUCCGUGAGUUCCUUCUCAUUUUUCACAAAGCUGCAGCUGGAGAGCUUGAAGAAGACAGUGGUUUGAUGGCUUUAGCUAAACUCUCUGAGAUUGAUGUUGCCCUUGAGGGGGUAAAAGGAGCCAGAAACUUCUUUGAAGCAAAGGUCCAAGCAUUGUCUUCAGCCAGUAAGUUUGAAGCUGAGAUCAAAGCAGAGCAGGAUGAACGGAAGCGAGAGGAAGAGGAGAGGAAGCACCGCAGAGCAGCUUUCCGAGAGCUGAAGUCAGCCUUCAGUCAAUAACCGAGGCAGUGUUUUGCCACCUACAACUGUUGUACAUUCUUACAAGCUGUGCUGUAGACUGGACACCCACCUCAAGAGGACCUGUAAUAGAUGAAGCUCUUUUUUCAAAAAAUGAACAUCCAGCCAAGCUGCUUGAGGAUAUGCCACACAGCAUAACAUUUGUUUCAUUCUGAAUGCCAAAAAUGGUUCAGGGGACCCCAUCACUGUAAUGGGCAUGGCCUAGAACAGGGGUAGGGAACCUGCGGCUCUCCAGAUGGGCUGAUAGAAUUGUAGUUCCUGAACAUCUGGAGAGCCGCAGGUUCCCUACCCCUGGCGUAGAAGAAUUAAAAUAGUCUAAUGCUGAAGUCUGAGGGAAAAUUGGAGCAUCUAAUAAGUAACAGUGGUACUAAACAAGUACAUCUUGGUCAGAAAAUACGUAGAAAAUUUCAGCUUACUCUUUUUAUUCUGAAUGUUCCUGCCUUAUAGUUGUAUAACUUCGUUAGGGUUCCUUUCUGUGUAUCUUUUAGCUCCUUAAUUUCCCCAAACCAUUUAAUGCUUCCAAGGGACCAGGGGCUUCUUUUAGAUGUAAACAGUAUUUCUUUUGUGUGUCAGACCCGUGCCCUAGCAAGGAGGCUUCUAGAGCAGUCCCAUUAGUGAGGGUAGGGGGAGUGCCUUUUUAAAUAAUUUUGCUCUGAAACAAUUCUGUUCAAGGGUACAAGCAGCCACUGACACCUUUUCACACGUGCACAUAAAUGACUGCUCUAAGCAAAAAAAAUUGUCCUAUUAAUAGAUUGUCUGAUUCUGCCUCUCUGGUCAAAUUCCAUUGCAUCUUUGGUGUUGGGUACACAACCUCUUUCUGGUUUAAGUGGAAGUAACACAUCUGUCAGUAAAGUGGAUAAGUGACAUGGCCCAUCAAUUGUCCAGCUCUGGAAAACUUCUACCCUCUUGUGGCCAUGUGUGAAAAAGCAACUAUUUAGCGUUUUAAAUUGAAAUUGCCAGUUCUUCUUGGCAGUAUUUCUGCUUGGAAAGGGAAACAGCAUUUAGUUUCCAAAACAAGGAAUUGUCAUGUUAAUAUUGUCCAACUAGCUUGAACUAUAUUCAGAACUGACGUGUAUGUAUGCGUGCAUAUAUACAAGAGGAGGAUGUCAAUUUCUUCAUCAGUUUUGUUUUCAGUUCAUGUAACACAUACCAUAGUUAGUUUUUAUUUUCACUUGAGUUUUUAGCUUCUUACACUGUGACACUAAACUGUGAGUGUAGAAUAGUAAAAGGGAGUCCAUCUUAUAUUAAACAUUGAGUGGAAGAACUGCUAAACAAUUAAAAUUUUAUUUGCAAGGCCAUAGAUUAUAUUUGAUAAAAAAAUCACACUUUUUAGCUUAAAAUAUAUUUAUAAUAAAGGUUUUUACAAAGUUUGAAUUAUUUUUUUCUCUUCUGUUCCAUAGUUAUACAAAUAAAACAUUUCUAACUUGCCA
Sphaerodactylus townsendi is the source of this 2356-nucleotide messenger RNA. It is a transcript of the gene EFHD1, whose product is annotated as EF-hand domain family member D1. The transcript has 5 exons. Gene Ontology annotation, cellular component: mitochondrial inner membrane. Gene Ontology annotation, molecular function: calcium ion sensor activity. Lineage: Eukaryota; Metazoa; Chordata; Lepidosauria; Squamata; Sphaerodactylidae. The coding region runs from base 150 to 908 and encodes 252 amino acids. The record is from RefSeq and is a predicted model, not a curated record.